This is a messenger RNA of Ilex paraguariensis (yerba mate), 504 nucleotides long. Lineage: Eukaryota; Viridiplantae; Streptophyta; Magnoliopsida; Aquifoliales; Aquifoliaceae. The record is from the annotation of a GenBank genome assembly.
AUGGGAGAAUUGUUUGCAAUUUCGCAAUCUUCUAUUCUGCUACCACAAGCUCCUAGUCGAGGGCGGCAUUACUCUGUUGGAUUUCAUCGGGCAUCUUCCACGGCUUCAUCUGUACGUUUCUUGAGGACCAGGUCGGAGCCUGCGGUGUUUUUUCCGACGAUUUCGGCCCAAGCACUGCAGCAGAAGCGCUUUUCCUGGGGAAUUAGAUCUGCUGACUCUGAAGUGCCGCCCACACUUACCGUCGAGUCGGCAAGUGACGGGAACGAGAUCCAACCAGAUUCUAGUGGCGGUGGAGACGAGUUUGGAGGUGUAAGUGGCGGCGGCGGCAGAGGACGAGGCAACAACUGGGGCAAUAAUAAUAACGAGGGCGAAGGAGGAUCUGACGAAAGUGAGGACACCAGCAAGAAGAAGAUGGCCAUGUCAAUGUCCCAGAAGUUAACACUGGGCUACGCUGCCCUGGUCGGUGGUAAGUCUCCUUACACUGUUGGACGUGAUAAGCGAUGA